GCCGGGACGCCAGACCCCUCCAGAAUGAAGGUCUUCCUGCCCGUGCUGCUGGCUGCCCUCUUGGGUGUGGAGCGAGCCCACUCCCUGGUGUGCUUCUCUUGCGUGAAUAAGGACAGCAACUGGUACUGCCUGAAGCCCACCGUCCGCUCCGAUACGGACAGCUACUGUGUGACCAUCUCUGCAUCCGCUGGCAUCGGGAACGUGGUGGACUUGGGCUACACCCUGAACAAGGGCUGCUCCCGGAUCUGCCCCAUCCCGAGCGUCGACCUCUGCGCGGCGUCCGUGGGCAGCCGCUGCUGCCAGAGCUUCCCGUGCAACAUCAGUGCGGCCGACGGCGGGCUGCGGGCCAGCGUCACCGUGCUGGGCCUCGGGCUCCCGCUCAGCCUGCUGUCGGCUCUGCUGCGAUUUGGCCCCUGACCGCCGAGACCCUGUGCCCGGCCCAGACUCCCAAAGCUCAGGAAGGAAGGAAA
This is a messenger RNA of Balaenoptera musculus (blue whale), 470 nucleotides long. Its product is annotated as lymphocyte antigen 6E-like. Lineage: Eukaryota; Metazoa; Chordata; Mammalia; Artiodactyla; Balaenopteridae. The coding region runs from base 25 to 417 and encodes 130 amino acids. The record is from RefSeq and is a predicted model, not a curated record. Gene Ontology annotation, molecular function: acetylcholine receptor inhibitor activity. The transcript has a single exon.